This is a messenger RNA of Carlito syrichta (Philippine tarsier), 4680 nucleotides long. RefSeq names its product thioredoxin related transmembrane protein 3 (gene TMX3). The coding region runs from base 83 to 1450 and encodes 455 amino acids. Gene Ontology annotation, biological process: peptidyl-cysteine oxidation. NCBI's taxonomy places the organism in Eukaryota, Metazoa, Chordata, Mammalia, Primates, Tarsiidae. Gene Ontology annotation, molecular function: protein disulfide isomerase activity. The transcript is spliced from 16 exons. The record is from RefSeq and is a predicted model, not a curated record. Gene Ontology annotation, cellular component: endoplasmic reticulum.
UUCCGGGCGGACAGGCCGCGGGCGCCGGUGUCUCGUUCUCCCCCCUACGUUGAGUCGGCUUCUGCAGCUCUCCACGGCGGGCAUGGCAGCUCGGAGGAGCCGGCGGGCCGCCUUGGGACUCUGCGCCACAGUUGUUUUACUUGAUGUGGCCUUCUGUAGAGCAUUUGUAGAAGAUUUAGAUGAAUCGUUUAAAGAAAAUCGAAAAGAUGACAUUUGGCUUGUAGAUUUUUAUGCACCAUGGUGUGGCCAUUGUAAAAAACUGGAACCGAUUUGGAAUGAAGUUGGUCUUGAGAUGAAAAGCAUUGGUUCUCCAGUUAAAGUUGGAAAGAUGGAUGCUACUUCCUAUUCUAGCAUUGCUUCAGAGUUUGGAGUUCGAGGUUAUCCAACAAUUAAGCUAUUAAAAGGGGACUUGGCAUAUAAUUAUAGAGGACCACGAACAAAAGAUGAUAUUAUUGAAUUUGCUCACAGAGUAUCUGGAGCUCUAAUUCGGCCACUUCCAAGUCAGCAAAUGUUUGAACAUGUGCAAAAGAGACAUCGUGUAUUUUUUGUCUAUAUUGGUGGAGAAUCACCUUUAAAAGAGAAGUACAUAGAUGCUGCUUCAGAAUUGAUUGUAUAUACAUACUUCUUUUCUGCGUCAGAAGAAGUGGUUCCUGAGUACGUGACACUAAAAGAGAUGCCAGCUGUUCUUGUUUUCAAAGAUGAAACUUACUUUGUUUAUGAUGAGUAUGAAGAUGGUGACCUGUCAUCCUGGAUCAAUAGGGAGAGGUUUCAGAACUACCUUACUAUGGAUGGCUUCCUCUUGUAUGAACUUGGAGACACAGGAAAGCUUGUGACUAUUGCAGUUAUUGACGAGAAAAAUACAUCAGUUGAACAUACCAGAUUAAAGUCAAUUAUUCAGGAAGUUGCUAGAGAUUACAGAGACCACUUCCAUAGGGAUUUUCAGUUUGGCCAUAUGGAUGGAAAUGACUAUAUAAACACCUUACUGAUGGAUGAAUUAACAGUUCCAACUGUUGUUGUACUGAAUACUUCAAACCAACAAUACUUCUUGCUUGAUAGGCAGAUUAAGAAUGCUGAAGACAUGGUCCAGUUCAUUAAUAACAUUUUGGAUGGAACAGUGGAAGCCCAAGGAGGUGAUAGCAUUUUGCAGAGGCUGAAAAGAAUAGUAUUUGAUGCCAAAUCUACUAUUGUGUCUAUAUUCAAGAGCUCACCACUUAUGGGCUGCUUUCUCUUUGGCCUGCCACUGGGUGUCAUCAGUAUCAUGUGCUACGGAAUCUACACAGCUGACACAGAUGGAGGUUAUAUAGAAGAACGAUAUGAGGUGUCUAAAAGUGAAGUUGAAAGUCAAGAACAGAGAGAAGAGAGCAAAGACCAGCAGGAGGUGAGCAGCGGAGGACCUCUCGUGCCCACAGUGCAGGAGCCCAAGGAUAUAUUAGAAAAGAAGAAAGAUUGAGACUUCACUGCUAUAAAAUAUUUGAUAAGAUUUCAAAUUAUUGAAGAGUCUAUUUAUUGAAUUUAGACAUUUAAUCAUGAUCUUUACAGAAGAGAACAUGUUUGUAUUUUGCUAAUAUCAACUGCAUGGAUUAAAGUAAUCCUUCUAUAAAUGUGGAGAUGUUUGGAAUAAAGAAAUGAAUGGUUUGUCUAAAACAAACACAGCAUAAGCACUCCAUCAGAGUUUACCUUAUAGAUGUUGUUAUAGCAGAUCAAUUCUAUUUGCAUGUUUCUCUAUCUGAAUAUUCUGUGGCAAAGUUAAAAUUCUUGGGCAGAAUAUUUAAAUUGAUCAGUCAGGUAGAAGAUACAUGUCUGAUACAGAAAAAAACAAUACCUCCACUUCCUGCCAUCCAUUCUCCUCAUAUAUUUUGGACACAAUGAAUAUGGACAAAAUUAAGUCUAAAAUUUAGGCACUUUAAGGAGAAUUAAUAACUUUUUCCAUGUAUCAGUUAAGAUUAUGGGUUUUGUAUAGCAUAAUGGUUUUAUUUUGUUAUUAUUUUUAAAGGAGAGGAAAUGUUACUUUUUAGCUUUAUACUCAGUGCAUUAUUAUAAAAUUUUCAUAUGGACCGAUAGAGUGGGAAAAAAUAGUCUUGUAUUCACCUUUGCAAAAUAAACAGGAUUUUAUUGGGAGCAGUGGUUUUAACCCCUGCUCUGUAAUACUUUUGACGGUGUCUCAUUGGUCAUUGCAGGAAGGAACGGGUGUCUGUUCAUCCUACCCUACUUUAGCCAAAACAGCCUACUGUUUUUGUUUUGUUUCAUUUCAGUGUUCUAUAUUCAGAUUUCUUCUAAAAUUUCCUUUGCUGAAAAUCUGCUUUUUGGAAAGUAAUAUCACAUUUUUAUGUUUAUGGAAAUUUACAGUCAAAAAUAUAUAUGUGUAUAAACACACACAUAAAAUUUAUUGGUACAUCUGUUAUGUAAUCCUGUGAGCAUGUCUGGGUCAUUGUUGAUAAUGAGUAAUAAGUGAUGUAAUCAUCAUGUCAAACAACAAAAGUCACAUUCUAUGAAAAGAAAAGGUUGACCAAUUACCUUCUCUGUUCUCUGUUCUGUCACCUAUUUCAGCAAGUGACCUCUCAUCUUCUAUUUAUGAUAAGAUAACAUAGGAAUUUUAUCACAAGGAAUGUCUAAAAAUUGCUGUUUUUUUAAAAUAACUAGCAGUUGAUAUGUUUAUUGUAGAUUAGUUAUUUUGAGGCCUUCAUUUUAGAUAAGUUCGGGUUUUUAUUAGGUAACUGUUAUUUGGGUGGUUAUUCAUUGAAUAACCUGUCCAUUAUAAAGAAUUUUGUUGAACAUUUUAUAAUAUUUAAUCAUUUUAAACAUGUAAUUCAUGGUCCCAACACCGAAGUUGUUUAGGGAUUUGAUCAUCAAGAACAGUCUUUUGUUGUUUCUGAUGCCGUACUGAUCAGGACUAUGUAGAAACUCUUGUAUCUUAAGUACUAAGAAAUUGCUAGUAAUAGUUUUAUUAUAUCCAUGUGCUCUUUUAGUAUUUAGUAAUUAAGUACCCAUUCUUACUGUUUGGCAUUCCAUUUUUUUUUUUUAAUAAUGAAACAAAUAUGCAGUCAGGGUGUUUUCAGGAAAUACUAGAGUGAAAUGUUCUGAAGUGGAAACUGGAGAUAAGUGCUGUCAAUUUAACACAUAAAUUUCUUCCCAAAGAAUAAUGAGGGAUUUAGGGGAAAGAUACACAUUAAUGUUCCCAGUGGUCAAGCUUGUUUUGCAGUAGCAAAAGCUUAGGAAAGUACACAUGCCUCAUUUGAGACCGAAGUCUAGUAAGGAAAUGAAAACUGGAGGUGACAUGAAGUAGUUGUAGACAGUGUCAUUUUUUUCCCCUUCAUAGUUAUCGCUGUCACAUUAGUUGUCUGCAUAUUUUUGUCUUGUUAUUCAUCACCUAUGAGUGAAAGACCUCAAUAGGGGAAAAAAAAGGUAAAGCUCAGUGAGUAUCAGCAAACAAAUAUUCGGUGAUACUCCUUUGUAUUCCUGGUGUUCUUUACAAAUGAACGCCUUGUUCUCUGCUUCCUUUCACUGCUUUGUCCUAUUGCCUCAUAUUCUGUUUGUGCUUUUAGCAUGUGUCUGUUGGGAAAACAAAAUGUCUAGGUUGUUUGUAGGUCAUUUUAUUUCUUUUUAUAUUAAAGUGUUGCUUUUUUCUCUACUUUGAGAAAUGUUUAUUUUCAUUGUCAGACUGCUCACAAAAGAAACUUUAAAAUUUGUUCACUAGUAUAGCUUUUUCCAUUCAAUGUGAUAUCAGAGUUUACUAUGAAUGUUAUUUUAAUUUCAGGAAAAAUUACUUCAAAAUAAAGACAGACUUUUAAAUAAUUGAAUCUAAUAGAAGAAUAUGGGUAUCAUUCUAAUUCAGUGAUGAAACUUAUGAUUACAUAUUAAUAAUGGGAACCUACAGGGAGUAGGAGUUUUGCCUUUUCUUUCAGUUGCAGCAGGGUUCAGUUUUCAACUUCUAAAAUUCUGAAUUCUAGAUUUUUGCUGUUGCUGAGUCUGGUGUUCAGACAAUAUUUAAGGAUAUUUAAAUAAGAUAAAGUGCAUGGUUUUACCAAAUACCCUACACACCUCAUUAUAGUUUGCAAUUCUUUUUUUUUUCCUUUUAUGCAUCAAUAUUUUCCUAGCUACUAGUAUGGGAACUUGUUUGACAUGUAUUAGGCCCAGAAUUCUCAUUUUCUUCUUCACACAUAGUGCUUCCUACUAUCUGGUUUAGAGAUAGGUAACAUUAAGAUGCCAAAUGUCUACGGGUAAAAGGAAGGGUCUAUAUGAGUAGUUAGGACAAUUUUAUUUAGUGGAUUUGUUGGUUAUAAUGUUUUUUUGUGUUUUGCUUAGCGGCCUUUUUGGUUUGGGUUUUGCAGAAAAUAGUUUAAAUAUUUUAUUAUUGCUUCAUAUGAUAUGGAAGUAGGACAGGGAAUAAAACCACUCUGCUCUUCUUGCAGAAAUUGCUCAAAUAAAUCAGUGUUAUUUAAACACUGAAGUUCAGACUGUCAAUUAAUUGGUGGGAUUAGGUUUGCUAUUUUAUUUUUAUAAAUAUAUAUAUUUUCUGGAUGUGUCUGAGUCCAAGAGUGGGCAAAAAAUUUUCUACUUUGGACUAACCUAUAAAAGGUUUUUGAAAGUCUGUAUUACUAACUUGUUGAAUUCAUGAUAUCCUGCCUUAUGGCACAAAUUGUAAACGCUUUGUUUUUCUAAAAUAAAGUAAUUGAAAACCUA